Nicotiana tabacum (common tobacco) is the source of this 387-nucleotide messenger RNA. Lineage: Eukaryota; Viridiplantae; Streptophyta; Magnoliopsida; Solanales; Solanaceae. The record is from RefSeq and is a predicted model, not a curated record.
AUGCUGAACUUUGAUGCAGAAUUAGCGGGUAGAAAGCGGUUGAUGCAAUUGAACGAGCUUGAUGAGUUUCGCUUGCAUGCGUAUGAGAGUGCCAAGUUAUAUAAAGAAAAUACCAAGCGUUGGCAUGAUAAGCAUAUCCACCAUAGCGAGUUCGAACCGCGCCAAUUGGUUCUCUUGUUCAAUUUGAGGUUGAGACUCCUUCCGUGGAAGCUCAAAUCGAGAUGGUCGGGCCCGUAUGAGGUAGUGAGAGUCACUUCACAUGGUGCAAUUGAGUUGCACGUCUUAGGUGGCGAGAGAACGUUCUUAGUAAAUGGACAAAGAGUAAAGCACUAUUAUGGAGGUGACUUUGAUUGUCAGAAGUUGAAGGUGUUACUUGCCAAUGAUUAG